AUCUUAUCGGCGAUGUAGACCAACGGCGGCCGUGUAACAUAGUGUGCACACAGCCGCGCCGUCUGAGUGCAACGGCUGUGGCUGGUCGAGUGGCAGCCGAAAGGGGCGAGAAAGUGGGCCAGGGGGUUGGAUAUAGUAUUCGCCUGGAGAACAAGCGAUGUGCAGAGACACGACUUCUGUUCUGUACGACAG
Molecule: messenger RNA, 192 nt
Organism: Sphaeroforma arctica JP610
Lineage: Eukaryota; Ichthyosporea; Ichthyophonida
Exons: 1
Cellular component (GO): nucleus; intracellular anatomical structure
Molecular function (GO): RNA binding
Source: RefSeq, a predicted model, not a curated record